Messenger RNA from Solanum pennellii, 1715 nucleotides. Its product is annotated as calreticulin-3-like. The transcript has 14 exons. NCBI's taxonomy places the organism in Eukaryota, Viridiplantae, Streptophyta, Magnoliopsida, Solanales, Solanaceae. Gene Ontology annotation, biological process: protein folding. Gene Ontology annotation, cellular component: endoplasmic reticulum; endoplasmic reticulum membrane. Bases 178 to 1419 code for a protein of 413 amino acids. The record is from RefSeq and is a predicted model, not a curated record. Gene Ontology annotation, molecular function: calcium ion binding.
UUGGAAGUUGUCAAAAAAUGAGUUCCCACUAGUAGAAGCAAUUCGAUUGGAGAUAGGCAGGCAUUUUUGAUUGGAGGAGAUGUUAAGUUAUUAGCGUAAUUUAUAUAAAAAUGAAGGUCUUAAUUGUAAACAAAGUUUGUAUAUAAGGUAGCUCAAAGUUUUUGAGGGAAGCAAAUAAUGGAUUGUCUAGUAGUAGUUUUGCUACUUUUUACACUUGUGACUUGUUCAGUAUGUGAGACCUUCUUUGAAGAACGAUUUGAUGAUGGUUGGCGGAACAAAUGGGUGAAGUCUGAGUGGAAAAGCAGUGAAGGAAAAGCAGGGAAAUUUAAGCACACAGCGGGCAACUGGCCUGGUGAUCCUGAUGACAGAGGUCUUCAGACAACAAGUGAUGCCAAACAUUUUGCCCUCUCUGCAAAGAUACCGGAAUUUAGCAAUAAAAACACAACACUGGUUGUACAGUAUUCUAUUAAGUUUGAGCAAGAUAUUGAAUGUGGAGGAGGCUACAUAAAGCUUCUCUCUGGAUAUGUCAAUCAGAAGAAAUUCGGAGGAGACACCCCAUACAGUUUUAUGUUUGGACCAGAUAUAUGUGGUACACAGACAAAGAAACUUCAUGUUAUACUUUCCUACCAAGGACAGAAUUACCCCAUCAAGAAGGAAUUAGAAUGUGAAACAGACAAAUUAACACAUUUCUACACCUUCAUUCUUAGACUUGAUGCAUCAUACAGCAUCUGGAUUGAUGGUAGAGAAAGAGAUUCUGGAAGUAUGUACACAGAUUGGGACAUACUUCCUCCCCGCAAAAUUAAGGCUGUAAAUGCAAAAAAGCCUACUGACUGGGAUGAUAGGGAAUAUAUAGAGGAUCCAAAUGAUGUCAAACCUGAGGGAUAUGAUUCUAUUCCAAGAGAGAUUCCGGACCCAAAAGCUAAAAAGCCUAUUUACUGGGAUGACGAAGAUGAUGGUAUGUGGAAGGCACCCAAAGUACCUAAUCCAGCAUACCGGCCGGGUGCAUGGAAAAGGAAGAAAAUUAAGAACCCCAAUUAUAAAGGGAAAUGGAAGAUCCCCUGGAUUGAUAAUCCAGAAUUUGAAGAUGAUCCUGAUCUCUACGUGCUGAAGCCAAUCAAAUAUGUCGGUAUUGAAGUUUGGCAGGUAAAGGCAGGUUCUAUUUUUGAUAACAUUCUGAUUGGCGAUGAUCCAGAUUAUGCAAAACAAGUGAUUCAGGAAGUGUUUUCCCAUAGGGAGGCUGAAAAGGAGGCUUUCGAAGAGGCAGAGAAAGUGAGAAAAGCAAAAGAGGAAGAGAAAGCUCAAAGAUCAAGAGAGGAAGGUGAACGGAGGAGACGAGAAAGGGGUAGGGACAGACACCGGGACAGAUACAAGAGGCGCUAUCACCAUGAUUAUAUGUAUGACGAUCAUGAUGAACUUUAAUUUGGUGUUAAGACCAUAUACUACAUUUCCAGCAUGGACACACAUACAUUUGGGUUUAUUGUGUUCCUCUUGUUGUAUUUUGAUCUUAUUGUAGCUGUAAUUUUGCAAAAUGCUCAGGCGUCAUAAGAAGUGCAUAUGCCUCUAAAACUAUUAACUAUAUUUGAAAGUUGAGUGUCAGCUUUGGCUACCCAGAGUGAUUUUUGAAAUAUGUUUCAGGACAAUGAUAUUCAGUGAUAUAUAUUUGUUCGUGCUCUCGGGAUGUUCAUAUUGAAAAAUUUAACUUUCCAAUUAUCUAA